Messenger RNA from Babesia bovis T2Bo, 957 nucleotides. RefSeq names its product Ras family protein. The transcript has a single exon. Lineage: Eukaryota; Apicomplexa; Aconoidasida; Piroplasmida; Babesiidae. Bases 229 to 954 code for a protein of 241 amino acids. The record is from RefSeq and is a predicted model, not a curated record. Gene Ontology annotation, molecular function: GTP binding; GTPase activity.
GUAUUAAUAUACCCAUAGUUAGUUAUGGACUUUAACUUAAGUGGGUGUAUGUUUAUUGGUCUGACUUGUCGUACGUGUGUAUGGUAGGUCAUGUCUAUUGAUGACCUCGUUGUAGCUUAUUACAUAAAGAUAGCAGUCGGUGUAUGUUGAUGCUCGGCUAAUUAGCUUUUCGAACGCUUUGGUGGCGUUCCCUGGGUUUUUCGAGGUUAUUCAGUUGUUUGUAUUAUUAUGGGUUCUAAACGCAGCUACAAGACAGUGCUGCUCGGCGACGCAUCUGUCGGCAAGUCGAGUUUUGUUUUACGUUUAACUCGAGGAGAAUUUGCAGACAGCACGACUUCAACCAUCGGCGCUGCCUUUUUUAUGCACACUGUGCGUUGCAGUCCUCCAGCUGCUAAGGCGGUCACCGAAAGCGCUGCUCCCAAAGAUGGCAGUUCUACACGUGGCAUACAGACUCCAACUUCACAAGAUGAUGCGUCAGGUGCCCAAGUUACGGUCAAGUUUGAUAUAUGGGACACCGCAGGGCAAGAGCGCUUCAAGAGUAUCGCACCAAUAUACUACCGCGGCGCAGCUUGCGCGAUAGUUAUUUUAGAUGUCUCAUCUUCUAGUAGUUUGCAGCAUGCGAUAUCGUGGGUAGACCAGAUUCGUAUGACCAAUUCGAGCAAUACGCUAACUAUAUUGGUUGCAAACAAGAUAGACCUUCUAGGCACAAAGGACGAAUAUGAGCAGACACUAUCAAGUGCCCGCACCUACGCGCGCGAAAACUCAUUACUACUAGUGGAAACAAGCGCCAAGACUGGACAAAAUAUAUCCAAAGUAUUUGAACUCUUGGCCAAGGAAAUUUUGCGAAACCCGCAGCGUUUCGAUAAACCGUCAGCCACAAGCUCUACGCGGGCGAUCAAUGUGGAUGAUUCACGAUCCCGCAUGCUACGAUUAAAGUGCUGUGACAGUUUUUAAUAU